ACCAUGUCGGGAUCAGCAAACCAAUCGGGCGACGAAGGCGAUAUCGAUCUUAAAGAACAAGACCGUUUUUUGCCGAUCGCAAAUGUUGCACGCAUCAUGAAGAAGGCUUUGCCCGAAAAUGCCAAGAUUGCGAAAGACGCGAAAGAGUGUGUCCAAGAAUGUGUCUCUGAGUUUAUCUCAUUCAUAACUAGCGAAGCAAGUGACCGAUGCCAGCAGGAAAAGAGAAAAACAAUUAACGGCGAAGAUAUAUUGUGGGCUAUGCAAUCUCUUGGAUUUGAAAGCUACGCAGGCGCAUUAAAGAUUUAUCUCACAAAAUAUCGCGACACUACUAAAACUGACAGACCUACUACAGCCAAGGAAAAAGAAGAUGGACCAAUUUAUGUUCCUCAGCCAUCUGGAGAGCAUGGUACCGAAAGUUAUUAUAAUGCUAUUGCUCAUCAAUAUUUGGAUCCAAACAAGAACUAAGGUUCAUUAUUCACUAUAAGCCUUUCCGCUAAGGCUAGUAAUAUCAUGAUUAACUAGUAGUACAUUAUAUACUCGUGUAUUGUAUACUGGCUUCAAAAAAAAACAAAAAAAAAACAAAAAAUGUGUAUAUUGU
Messenger RNA from Phycomyces blakesleeanus NRRL 1555(-), 598 nucleotides. RefSeq names its product transcription factor CBF. Bases 4 to 465 code for a protein of 153 amino acids. Gene Ontology annotation, cellular component: CCAAT-binding factor complex; nucleus. The record is from RefSeq and is a predicted model, not a curated record. Gene Ontology annotation, molecular function: protein heterodimerization activity; RNA polymerase II cis-regulatory region sequence-specific DNA binding; DNA-binding transcription activator activity, RNA polymerase II-specific. The transcript is spliced from 5 exons. Lineage: Eukaryota; Fungi; Mucoromycota; Mucoromycetes; Mucorales; Phycomycetaceae. Gene Ontology annotation, biological process: regulation of transcription by RNA polymerase II.